AUGCAGAUGCCCGGAGGCCACCAAGAUAUGUGGGAGGAACCCGAAGCGUGCGCGGAACGAGAGACGUUCGAGGAGACUGGUCUUGUUGUGAAAGCCAUCGCGCACGGGCCUACCACUGACGAUCGAUUUUUGGAGGAGAGGAAGCAUUAUAAGACGCUUCAUAUAUGGUGCAAGAUGGUUGAUGAGACUGCUGAGCCAGAGGCAAAGGAGAUGGAUAAGUGUGACAAGUGGAUGUGGAAGUCGGCGGAGGAGCUGGAGGAGUAUUAUCACCAAGGCAAGGCGUUUGAGCCAUUGAGGAACCUGGUCAGGAAGGUUCCUCAGAAUGACUUUCUUGAGGAGCUCAGGAAGCGUGCCAGUGCCUACGAGGAUGCUGUUAAGCUAGCUGAGCAGGCUGAGGUUGACGAGCAGACCAAAGUCGAUGAGCAGACUACAGACGCGGAAGUAGACACUACACAGUAG
Messenger RNA from Colletotrichum fioriniae, 459 nucleotides. RefSeq lists its product as uncharacterized. NCBI's taxonomy places the organism in Eukaryota, Fungi, Ascomycota, Sordariomycetes, Glomerellales, Glomerellaceae. The record is from RefSeq and is a predicted model, not a curated record. Gene Ontology annotation, cellular component: cytosol. Gene Ontology annotation, biological process: dGTP catabolic process. Gene Ontology annotation, molecular function: 8-oxo-7,8-dihydrodeoxyguanosine triphosphate pyrophosphatase activity.